AUGGCUCUCUGGACUGGGUUUCCUGCCGGCAUUGGAUUCAAAGAGAAGACGACAGAGUCAUCACUGCCGCCUCGAAGGCCGCUUACCUGCCGAGCCAAAAGCGACGACUUUGAGCGGAAGCUCUCAUGCCGGUUCAUCCUUCCCGACGACAUCCUUGACAAUAGACUACUGCAGGACGAUGAAUCCGAUCCGAUCCUUCUGAAAAUGCCAUACGAAAUCCUGCUGGCAGUCUACGACACCGUGGCCCACGCGCCCUCGCAGGUGGCCCUGGCACUGACAUGCAAACGCAUGGCUCGAGCGGCGCGAGACAUCCAACUCUGCCUUUCCCCCACUUCGGCCAAGUACGCGGGCUUCCUUCCCCGGGCCGUCUUUGACGUUCCGGAGCUCAUGACCCAGCUGAAGCCAUGGAUGCCGCCCGAGCUACGUCUCUGCAACCACUGUCUGACCAAUCGGCCUCGGCACGAGCAGUACUGGAGCACCGUGGCCGGGUGCGAGGUGAGCAACUUCUGGAUCACCAAGACAGGAUGGGAGUUCCGCAACGCCAGCUGGCACAAGCAGGUCCACGACAUCUGUCCGGCCUGCCAUGCUUCGUGCAGCUUGAGUGAUUUUGUCGACUGCGACGGGUGUCGAGCUCUCGGCCGGCUUGGGGACGUGGACUGGUCGCGCGUGUCGGAUUCGUGGCGAAGAAGGACCGAAGAAGAACUCCGGGCCGGUAGGUUUGCUACGGGGCCUUAUUGA
Molecule: messenger RNA, 738 nt
Organism: Cladophialophora yegresii CBS 114405
Lineage: Eukaryota; Fungi; Ascomycota; Eurotiomycetes; Chaetothyriales; Herpotrichiellaceae
Exons: 2
Coding region: 1-738 (245 amino acids)
Source: RefSeq, a predicted model, not a curated record